UGUUAGCAGAUCGCAUCACAACACGAGCCAAUUUGCGGUCAAAAUGAACAUGACCACAGGGCUGCUGUUGUUAGUGGCGGCGCUGGCCAGCGCUUCCGCGUUCUCAAUAAAUUUGAGACAAAAUCCGGAGACACUGUGCAUUGGCCAAGAAAAUUUCCUACGUAUCGCCUAUGUCGACAGUUGCGUGCACUACUACCAAUGUUAUUCCAGUCGUGCUUAUCUCAUGCAAUGUCCUUUGGGCACGUGGUUUAAUGAAGAUGAGCAGAUUUGCGAUAGAUCUACACCACCUGAAAAUUGUCAAAUUGAGGAUGAAGAAGAUUCAGAAAUUAGUUCUGAAGAUGAAUCAGAACAGGUACCCGAGGAAGAGGAUGAUGUAGAAGAAGAAGAAGUAGAAGUCGAUGAACAAGAAGUUGAUGAAAAUGAAGAGGUAGAUCAAGAAGAAGUUGAAGAAGAAGAUGCAGAUGAACAAGAAAGCGAAGAGGCAGAGGAACAAGAUGUUGAAGAACAAGAUAAUGAUGAAGAAGAUAAUGAUGAUCAGGGAGUUGAAGAUUUCAAAUUACAACAGGAAGAACAGAACACGGAUGAUGAAGAAAAUGAGGACGAACAAGAACUUCCUGACCAAGAGGACGAUGAAGAGGACGAAGAAGAGCAGGAAGUAGGAGAGCAGGAAGGAGAAGAGCAGGAAGGAGAAGAACAGGAAGGAGAAGAGCAGGAAGGAGAAAAUCAGGAAGAAGACCAGGAAGGAGAAGAACAGGAUGUAGAAGUGCAAGAAGAAGAAGAAAAUCAAGUGGAACAGGAAGCUAUAAAUGACGAAGAAGAUGAAGAGGAAACUGAACUACAAGAGGAAAACAUUGGUGAACAAUCGAAUCAUGAAGAAGUAAUUGAAGAAGAAUUUGUCCGCGUGGCAUCGCUUAGUCAUAACCACCAUUAUCAUUAUGGGCAUGGACAUAGCCAUGGCCACGGCCACCAUCAUGGCCAUGACCACGGAAAACCUUGUAACAAUAUCGAAGGGUCAGGAGAGGAAGAUGAGGAAGACGCUGUUGUAGAUUUUAUUAGGUCACCGAGGCGUUUAAAACGACAAGAAGUGCUAGAAGAAGAAACUGAAAAUGGCGAGGGUAAUGUCGAUGACGAUACUGAUGAUGAUAACAGUGAUGAUAAUGUAAGCAUUGAAGAUGAGGGGAAUAAUAAUGAAAACGAAGACAAUGAUGACAGUGAAAACGGCGAUGACGACAAUAACGGUGAAGACGAUGAUGACGGUGAUGGUAAUGAAAACGUUGAUGGCGAUGAUAACGAUGAUAACGGUGAUGGAGAUGAUAACGGUGAUGGUGAUGAAAACGACGAUGGCGAUGAUAAUGGUGAUGAUGAUUCUAACGGUGAUGGUGAUGAAAACGUUGAUGGCGAUGAUAACGGUGUUGGCGAUGAUAACGGUGAUGGAGAUGAUAACGGUGAUGGUGAUGAUAACGGUGAUGGUGAUGAAAACGACGAUGGCGAUGAUAAUGAUGAUGAUGAUUCUAACGGUGAUGGUGAUGAAGACGUUGAUGGCGAUGAUAACGGUGAUGGCGAUGAUAACGGUGAUGGCGAUGAUAACGGUGAUGGUGAUGAUAACAGUGAUGGUGAUGAAAACGACGAUGGCGAUGAUAAUGGUGAUGAUGAUUCUAACGGUGAUGGUGAUGAAGACGUUGAUGGCGAUGAUAACGGUGAUGGCGAUGAUAACAAUGAUGGUGAUGAUAACGGUGAUGAUAAUAACGAUGCUGAAGAUGAUGACGGUGACGACGAUGAUGAUGAUGUCAAUGAUGACAAUGACGAUAAUGAUGAAAAUGAAGAAACGGAUAGUGAAACCGACGAUGAAGAAUCCAAGGUACAAAAGUUUUUCAAAAGAUUUCUUAGUGCAUUCGCUUAAAACAACAGGCAUUUGAUUUCAAAAGUAUCUCUAUUAGGAGUGCUCACUUGAAAUUUAGGUUAGGAAGCUAUGAAACUAAUUUAAUUUUAAAAAUUAGACUUAAGUGUUGUGAGUAGGAUUUCACUUUGUGCAAUUUUGUAAAU
Messenger RNA from Nymphalis io (European peacock), 2043 nucleotides. RefSeq lists its product as uncharacterized. Gene Ontology annotation, molecular function: chitin binding. The coding region runs from base 44 to 1900 and encodes 618 amino acids. Gene Ontology annotation, cellular component: extracellular region. NCBI's taxonomy places the organism in Eukaryota, Metazoa, Arthropoda, Insecta, Lepidoptera, Nymphalidae. The record is from RefSeq and is a predicted model, not a curated record. The transcript is spliced from 3 exons.